This is a messenger RNA of Plenodomus lingam JN3, 1014 nucleotides long. Lineage: Eukaryota; Fungi; Ascomycota; Dothideomycetes; Pleosporales; Leptosphaeriaceae. The record is from RefSeq and is a predicted model, not a curated record.
AUGUUCUUUGUGUCUGCCCUGCACGACACCACAGUAGACGCCCAGUGGUACCAUAUGACGCGCAUGGCCCCAAGUCUGGAUGAUGAUGGCUGGUCGACUUUGGUCGAGUCCGACAGUGUGGUGUGUGGCGUCCGUGGGCGUCGAUCCGCCUGGCUUCUCAACGAGUCGACGUCUGUCUUUUCUCCUUCUCCCAUUUCCCAAGUCCCCAUUCCGCGGGUGAAUCCAUGUGGUACGGGCAUGGCCGUUCGCUCAUGGCCCCACUUAUACCGCACAACUGGGCAACCCUCUUUCUUGCCAUCAAACAACGUCAGGUGUGACGAUGGACUAUGGACCAUGGCUGCUGGCUGCUCCGUCCCGCUCAGCCUCAUCAUGCAAGGCUGCCAGUCCAGGUUGAAUGACAAGUACUAUGACGAGCUGAACAGCCCAGGACCAGAUUCGACCUUCCAACAUUGGCACUACCCUACCACUGUCCUUGCGGCGCACCCUCACGCCUCAAUACAGCGUCACAAUGCACCCCUAUCCCUUCAAAUCCUGCUGGACCCAGCACGGAAAUCAAACGGCAAGCCAUCAUCCUUAUCAGCGACAGAUGGCAUCUUGCCCGGCUACGAUAGCCCACAUCCAUUCGGUCGUCAUCCUGCUUUGCCGAUCCUUUCCAUCAUGACUGCAUUUGCCACUCUCACGGAAGCCUACCGACAGCCACUCUAUCGAGGUGUGGAUUACGAGGCGGAUGUGGAUUGGCUACGAAACCAAGGUUCCAGAGGACGGCGCACGCUUGCACGCGAAACGUAUCGCCUGCACCACUUCUACCAGAGAGCCAUAGACUCGGAUGCCGUCAUGCAGGAGGAGCAUGCACCUUCGACGGAGAUUGACACACACAGCAACACCGCUGACGCAUUUGCGCAAGGUGCUCCGACGUCAUCAGGCGAGCUACCCGGCCCCAAUGUCGUUCUCGGCUCGUACAGUCCCAACCACCUAGACGUCAUACCCGUCUCGUCUACUGCCGCUGUUGCAUGA